Messenger RNA from Penicillium egyptiacum, 1065 nucleotides. Lineage: Eukaryota; Fungi; Ascomycota; Eurotiomycetes; Eurotiales; Aspergillaceae. The record is from the annotation of a GenBank genome assembly.
AUGUCGUCCAACCAAGAUGUCCCCCAGCUCGGGUUCUGGGAAAAAGCAGAUAUUCCAUUCCUGCACCUAUCAAUGUACGCCAGCAUGGUGUAUGCUGCCAUUACUGGUGUUUUUCGGGGUAAAGCCAGCCCCAAGCGCUACGAUCACCAUGUCCUGUCAGCUGUGAUUCGGAAAAUCGUUGAUCGGAGGUCGGAUAGGCAGACACAGUAUCUCAGUCUGUCGACUUCAGCUGCCUACGAAAGUAUCAUGAAAAAGCGCGGUCUCCAACCCGAAACCGUCGCACUCCCCCACAACACCGAGGGCCACUGGAUCGGAAACAAGGACGCCAAGAAUGUGAUCGUAUACUACCACGGCGGCGGUUUCGCCAUGCCUGCCAUCCCGACCUACUUCGAAUUCUGGCUGGAGAUGCUAAAAGCCUUGAACGAAACCGGCCACGACCUAGCCGUCUUCUUCCCGCGGUACACGCUAACCCCACACGCAACAUACCCAACCCAGCUCCGCCAAGCCGUCGAAGCCCUGCGCUACAUCAUCAACGAGACUGGCCGCUCACCAGCCAACGUGAUUAUCGGCGGGGACUCCGCGGGCGGGAACCUUACCGCAGCGACAUUGCUGCACCUGUCCCACCCGCACCCGGAGAUCGAGCCGCUGGCGCUCCUGGCGCCCUUGGCGGGCGCCUUUACGUAUGCGCCCUGGAUUAACUUUAGUACGGAGUGGCCAUCGAUGAAAGAUAACCUGUGGAAGGAUAUUGUUACGCCGGAGGCCUUGACGAGGUGGUCUGCUUCUUACCGCGCGGAUAGACCGGCGGAUAAUUGGAAUGAGCCGUUUAAUGCGCCGGCUGAGUGGUGGGAUGGUGCUAAGACGGAGAGGAUUUUGGUUCUUGCUGGUGGGGAUGAGAUCUUGCUUUCGCCUAUUCAGGAGUUUGUGAAGAAGAUUAAGUCGGUUUUUGAAGAGAUUACUUUUGUCGUUGGGUAUGAUGAGUCGCAUGAUGCGCCGUUUUAUACUAUGGUUAAGGAGGAGACUCAGACUGGUUCGGAGUUGCGGCAAUGGUUGGCUGCCCGGCUGUGA